Molecule: messenger RNA, 2082 nt
Organism: Alternaria rosae
Lineage: Eukaryota; Fungi; Ascomycota; Dothideomycetes; Pleosporales; Pleosporaceae
Exons: 3
Coding region: 1-2082 (693 amino acids)
Cellular component (GO): nucleus
Source: RefSeq, a predicted model, not a curated record
AUGUCGGGAUACAGCAAGAACCAUGAGUAUGUGUAUGAUGCCGAAGCCACCAGAUCAAAUCAGGUUGCAAGCUAUCCGAGCAUUGCGCAGCCCGCAUUCGCCUCGCAGUACACGGAUGCGCCCGCGCUACUAAGCCAUGGGCCCACGAGCGCAGAGAUGCCCUACAUCCCUAGCUUGGUAUACGAGUCACGCGGUGCAGCAGACCAUCAACCCAAUCCAUCAUUUAUCGAUGCAGGCGCUCGUCAUCCCGCCUCCCUUGCAGAUACUGAAACGGAAAUCACCGAGCAAAUUACACCCGCACAAGGCACUGCUGGAUCAACGGUAACGCUGCACCUCCGAACGAAUUACGAUCUUGAUGCGAAUCAACAUACCUUCAUACUCAUGUUUGGCCGCAAGAAGUGCGUCGCUGCACUCCGGAAAGUGGACUACGACGAUGAUGCACAAUGGUACAACUACGUGCUAAACGUCGAAGUGCCCCCUUUCCCACUGACCAACACCUUCGACCCUACCAUGAUGUUGAAGAUGCAGAUGGAAGACAGAAUGGGCAAUCUACGAUCGCAAACCGACGCUGGAAGAUUCACAUACACCGAUAUGUCGCCAAACCUAGAAUUUCAGUCCUCACCCGAAUUCUCCAGGAAACGAAAAUACUCUCCAGAGUUCGGAAACACUCGAGGCUACUCCGAUGGCAAUGUCACAAAGCGAGCGUUUGCGAAACCACGCGCCUCGUCGGGAGCCUAUUCUGCCGCUCAACUAUCGCCGCUACCGACCCAGUCUGCGCUGGACAACACGUACGCACAGAAUGCUGGGUACGACAUGUCCAAACAGACAAAUUACGGCUCUCAACUCUCCCAAAGGGCUCUUUACGCAGUGCCUUCAGGUACUCGCAUGAGCCAUGGCGACUACAAACUACCCCAGAUGUCGCCGAUGCCGCAUUCUUAUGCUUCCUACAACCCCCUCACUCAUACUAGUCGGAGCAACACCGCGCCCGUUCUUCCCUCACCGCCCGCACUUUCAACACCAGUUCUGGUCCGUGCAACGCAUCUCGCGCAAGGAGACGGUAGUGCUGGUUCGACUCAGCCUUUCAAUCCUUAUGCGAUGGGUCCGAGCAAGGCGAUAUUGGAAAUCGACGGCGAUCUUGAUAAGAUGGGCGAUAACUGGUCGCAGGAGGAGUUGGACGCGAAGAGACGGCUUGUCGAGUUCCAAAGAUCGCAACUCGGCAGCAAGAUAACGACAACUUUUGCGCCCACAACGUUGGAGGCUCGACAGGGGCGUGGUAUCUGCGUCAGCUGUAUCUGGUGGAAAGAAAAGAAUGAGUGCUUCAUCACAAGCGUAGACACCAUUUUCCUACUGGAGCAACUCGUAAACGUCCGGUUUACCGUCGAGGAGAAGAAUCGCAUCCGUCGCAACCUCGAAGGCUUCCGUCCCCUUACGGUCUCCAAGGCGAGGGCGGAUAGCGAACCAUUCUUCAAAGUCAUCAUGGGUUUCCCUAAUCCCAAGCCUCGUAAUAUUGAGAAGGACGUGAAGGUGUUUCCCUGGAAGAUACUGUCGCAUGCUCUCAAGAAAAUCAUCAGCAAAUAUGUACAUCAGUCUGCUAGUUAUGCUUCGACAGCUGGCAUUGGACAUCUCUCCACUGCGACAACUUCGUACGCUCCAAGCGCUGCCCUGCAGGCAACACUGGACGCUCAUCGACGCACAUCACCUCAAACGCUGCCAACGUCGACUGCUUCAACGGCUUAUACAUCCGGCUUAACCUCCUCUAGUCUAUCGCCCCAUCAAAAUGUGGCAGCAGGCUUCGAAGGAUCAGCAGGACAAGGCAUGCCGGCUGCCCAAAGGACACCUUCAGUCCAGGGCAUGACUCUGUGGGGCACUCCUACUCACCAGAUAUCACAAUACCCCUCGCCUCUCUCUCAUGGAGGACGAGGGUCCUGGGACUAUGAAUACCCCAAUACUUCGGCUGCAACGGAGAUGCCGCCAAUCGCGCAUGCGCUGCAAAUGCCACGGCAGAACGGCUUGCCAGACUUCAGCCAAAUGUCAGCAACUCAUGGCUAUCAUCAAUACGGUGAAGAUACAACGAUGGUGUAG